This is a messenger RNA of Xenopus laevis (African clawed frog), 2516 nucleotides long. RefSeq names its product TRAF family member associated NFKB activator like [provisional] S homeolog (gene tbk1l.S). Gene Ontology annotation, biological process: negative regulation of canonical NF-kappaB signal transduction. Bases 193 to 1008 code for a protein of 271 amino acids. NCBI's taxonomy places the organism in Eukaryota, Metazoa, Chordata, Amphibia, Anura, Pipidae. The record is from RefSeq and is a predicted model, not a curated record. The transcript has 4 exons.
UAUGAUAGUAUGACAGAUAAUCGGUAUUACGUGCUAAUGGCGUUUCCUGUUUUUCUGCCACACGCAGGUUUCAGUUUCAUUGUUGUACGACAGGGAACUUCCCCUGAGUGUAUUUAGUUUGCUCACAGUCGCAGUACUGUAUAACUGUAGCAAGCAGAUGGCGAGAGGAAAGGAGUAAGUGCAAAGCGGGCAAUGGAAGAUGCAUUUUUAUCACUUUAUGAAGAAGUCCAGGUGCUCCAAACAAUAUGCAGAAAACAGACUGAACUUCUUGGAAAGCUGCUUGCAGUAAAAGGUAUUAGCAAUGAGAAGCCCAUUUCAAAGCCAAUCCAAUGCACUGAUGUAGGAGACCCUACAUGCUCGGAAUAUCCUUUCAUCGGAUUGCAAGAGAAGCAAGACUCAGUGGAAUCCUCCAAUACAAUGGAAAAUAAGAAUACCAAUUCUCAAACAGAAAAUAUUAGGGGGAAACCAAGUGUCUUGUUGGAUUAUGAUGUGAAAUUCCCACCAACCACGGACAAUUUCAGUUUUCUAGCUAGCGAAGUAGAUCGAGAUCUUGAUGUUGGUCAUUCUGCCAGUGAUAAAAAUGGGAGAAAUACUGAUCUUGAAUCAUUUAUCAAAAACUACACACCACAAUUUCCAAAUAUUGACACCAGUGGAGAAAAAAGAACUUGUGAUACCACAGCUGGAGGUCUUGACUUUUUAAUUCCAGUUGGUGCAGAUCUCACUAUGUCCAAUUUAUAUGACGAGGAACCUUAUCUACAAUCAAAGGAUAUAUCUCUUGGAGCGUGUUUAGCACCAAAGGAUCAGCAUAUGUUUGGAGUGAGAGGACCAGUUCAGUCGUCUUGGAGCCCAAGCUGCCUCUCUGCAGAGUGCCAGUUUGGCUGUGAAAUGGAUAUGAAUUCUGAUGUUGGCUUCAGCUCUCAGAUAUGUGAAUUCUGCCAGGCUAUAUUUCCAGCUGGAGCUGCAACCAAAGGAGAGUUUCUGAGACAUAUAACUGGGCAUGUGGAAUGAGCAUCAACAUCUGCUGACUCAUAAAUGAAUGUACCAGUUUGGUACUGGAGUCAGAAUUCUCCAUGGUGACCUUAAAAAUACUCUUCUGUGGCACUGUGGUUCUUUCUAUCUCAAUAAAGAUGUAACAUGGUUUUUUUUCUUUAGGUAUAAUGAUUCAGAAGAGCCCUAUCUACUGUCAUAUGUACAAAUUAUACAUGUGCAGUAGUUCAUUGCAACCAAUCAGCUAUUAGCUUUGAUCAUUCUAAUGAGGGAGGCCCAAUAAAUUGUAGUAUUGUGCUGUGGUUUGUUGUUUUUUCACCACAUUGUGGUCCAAUUACUCCCACUUGAAAUAUUGAGCCUAUCUGUGUGAAGCUGCGCUUGAGGCCUUUGUCUAAAAGGGUAGGAUGUCCUGCAUAGAUUUAGGGUCAGGGUACACGCUUAGAUUUGGGGAGAUUAGUCGCCCGGGGACAAAUCACCUCUUCUUCGGGGUGAUUAAUCUCCCUAAACUGCCUCCCGCCAGCAGGAUGGCACUUGGAGCACUUUGUUUUCCGAAGUUGCCUCACGAGGAAACUUCGGCGUUAUGGCACUUCCCUCUUUGAGCACCAUCCUGUCUGCGAUUUACAUUCUAGCUGGCGGGAGGCAGUUUGGGGAGAUUAGUCACCUCAAGGAAGAGGAGAUUUGUCACCAACGACUAAUCUCCCCGAAUCUGAGCAUGUACCCUUACUCUUAAAUGUGAAACCAUCAAAAGGGCAUUAUUAUGUAUAACAGGAAGCAAAUAGAAACAGGCUUCUGUGGUUGUGGGGCAAGAAGUGGGACUAAACUGUUAUAUUGGAGUUGGUUUUUAUUAAAAUGUUAUGUCUGAAACGUAUAUGUUCAAAAACUCUACUUUUACUGUAUGUACUAUAUUCUUUGUUAAGCCUAUUUCAUGCAGGUGCAAUACCCUUGUUCCCUUUAUUGCAUACAGCUUUCACCAAUCUCUCUCAAGAACACUGCAAGUGUUUCAAGGUUAUGAAGAGUGUUAAAAGAGGAUUGCAAUUAUUAUACAGUAUUUCAAACAGCAUACAGUCUCAAAAUUCCCAUAUAACAAGUUUAUUAUCAGGGCUACCUUAUGGCUGCAGUUUUUGCUGAAUUGCCCUGAAUUGGGGACCUCAACAGGAAAAGUCGCCAAAAUGCAUUGAAGUCUAUGGGUGGCAAAUUUUAUUGACACACGAAAAAUUCAAGCAAAUUUUUUUUUCACCCAUUGAUGUCUAUGGGUUGAGAUUUGGCGAAAAAUUUUGCUCAUUACUAGGAUAGUUAUUUAUCAUGGUCCGAAUUUAUCUCAAUAUCGGCUGCUACAAACUCCGAUCUAACCCGCUCGAGUUUUUAAUGCUUAUUUAUUACAUUUUCCUGAAAAUUACCUUCGUGGGAAAAGCUCAGAUUUUCGCGAUUAUAUCUGGAAUUUUCCCCCAAACACUCAGAAUUUUUCUGAGUUUUCACCCGAAAGCUCAGAAAACAUUGUGAAAUUGCCAGAAACCCCCGACACAACCAAA